AUGUCUCUCGUCGUUAUCGUCGUCGCGGUACUCUUGAUCUGCGAAUCGCAGCUGUCUGUCAUGGCGCAGAUGCCGCCCAACAUGCCAGGCGGGCAGAUCGGCGGCGAGGCGGGUAUCGAGCUAGCAAUGUCUCUUUUCCAAACAUGGGAGGAGGCCUACGGAUUGAAACCCGACGUCCACUUGCCGCCCGCAAAGAUCACCUUGACGCCCAUGGUGCCGCCCGCUCCCCAUUUAGAGGACUGCUCGGUGCUGACAGCGGCGAGGAAGGAGUCGGAGAGGUGCGGAGGGGACGGGGAGCCCCCUCUAUGGGCACGGCAUCUUGAUAACUGCUCUCAGUGCAACCAGCAACCACCAUGGGUGCGUGGGUCCGACGCGGACAACCCACCGCUGACUGACGCGCGUGGCGCAGUGGGAUCUGUGGGAGCACCAGCUGUUCCACGGCAGCUGCGACAGAAAGCAUCAACCCCCCUCCUCCUCCCAAUCUAUCUCCCCACGUCUCUCCCAGUCUAUUUCCCCACGUCUCUCCCAGUCUAUCUCCCCACGUCUCUCCCAGUCUAUCUCCCCACGUCUCUCCCAGUCUAUCUCCCCACCUCCCCUCCCUCCUCCCCUCGCGCCUGCCUUCCCCCAAACCAGGUGCGCGGGUCCAAUGUGGACAACCUACCGCGGACGCGCGUGGCGCAGCGGGAUCUGUGGGAGCACCAGCUGUUCCACGUGUUUUGA
Closterium sp. Naga37s-1 is the source of this 720-nucleotide messenger RNA. NCBI's taxonomy places the organism in Eukaryota, Viridiplantae, Streptophyta, Zygnematophyceae, Desmidiales, Closteriaceae. The record is from the annotation of a GenBank genome assembly.